GCUUAGCUAACAGUGGCGUGAGCGACGCGCGGAACAGCCAAUAGCAUCCUCCCUUGGGCAGUUCCGGCUGCCGCUCAGCCAAUCAGAGUCGUUGGUGAGAGAUGAGGCGGGAACGUGGAAGAGCAGAAGUGAGUUUAGAGUUGGAACUGGUUUCCAGCUGUCAGCUGGUUGUGUCAGAGAGGAAGUGGAGUGUCGCCAGACCAGCUGCUAGUUCCUGAUCCGGGUCUGUGCUGGGCUACCUGUUGAGCUCCGAGCUGACCCAGACAGACCCACUACAUUCUAAAGGUCGAGUGGGUCACUUCCCAGCAGCACCAGCACUCUGCGAUAAGAGCUGAGUGGACCAGAUCUGACACCUGGACUGGCCUGGAACCAGGAAACAGACCUUCCUCUGGAUCCAGAUCUCCCAGGACUGUCAGUGGGUCCAGUGGGGCUGGGUCAGCCUCAGAAGAGGGUCUUUAAACAUUACUUUGUGCUCCAGGGUCCUGAAGCAGGCUGAUUCAGGACUGUUGGCUUCCUGUCUGGGAUCAUUAUUUUCCUCCUCCAGAACCAGAACUUUCCCACCAGCAGCAUCCAGAACCAGAACUGGGUUUUUCCAGUCAGUGGUCCCACCAGAACCUUUUGGACCUGUGGAGGAGCUGUGAUUCACUGGACUGACCCAGACCAGAGACAUGUCCUCUGGUAAGACCAAGAGCCAGACUUCGCUGGUCCUCCAUAAGGUGAUCAUGGUGGGCAGCGGUGGGGUGGGGAAGUCUGCUCUGACCCUCCAGUUCAUGUAUGAUGAGUUUGUAGAGGAUUACGAGCCCACAAAAGCCGACAGCUACAGGAAGAAGGUGGUCCUGGAUGGGGAGGAUGUCCAGAUCGACAUCUUGGACACGGCGGGACAGGAGGAUUACGCCGCCAUCAGAGACAACUACUUCCGCAGUGGGGAGGGCUUCCUGCUGGUCUUCUCCAUCACAGAGCACGAGUCCUUCACGGCCACGUCUGAGUUCAGGGAGCAGAUCCUGCGGGUCAAGGAAGAGGAGAGGAUCCCUCUGCUCCUGGUGGGGAACAAGUCAGACCUGGAGGACCGGAGGCAGGUCUCCGGGGAGGAGGCCACCACUAAGGCCUCUGAGUGGGGGAUCCAGUACGUGGAGACAUCAGCUAAGACCAGAGCCAACGUGGACAAGGUUUUCUUUGACUUGAUGAGGGAGGUCCGGAAAAAGAAGAUGUCUGAGAGCAAAGACGAGAACGGGCCGAGUGCCAAGAAGAAGAAGCGCUGCUACAUUCUGUAGGCAGGACCAACUGUGGGUGGGGCCAAAGGGGCCCAGGUGAACCAAAGACAGACUGAAACGGACCUCUUGUCCAGCGGUAGCUGGUACUCAACACUCUUCCUCUGCACACACUUCCACUUCCUGUUCCCAGACUCUACUUCCUGUUUAGUCCUAGGAGGCCUCCUCUAUAUUUAUCUUCCCCUCCUUCCCGAUGUCUCCGUCUUCACGAGUUGAAAGGGAAUUAUUUUAUAAUCACACGCAUCAGUCCUGAUCCUGUGACCUCCGACUGGGUCCAGCAGGAACACAAAAACCAUCAGGUUUACAAAAUAAAAGCACACUGAUUCCACUUUAUAGGCAUCUCUGUAGGAAAUAAAUGUCACUAAAAUAAAGGAAAUGAAUGCACAAACAAA
Nothobranchius furzeri (turquoise killifish) is the source of this 1660-nucleotide messenger RNA. RefSeq names its product ras-related protein ralB-B. The record is from RefSeq and is a predicted model, not a curated record. Gene Ontology annotation, biological process: Ras protein signal transduction. Gene Ontology annotation, molecular function: GDP binding; GTPase activity; GTP binding. Gene Ontology annotation, cellular component: plasma membrane. NCBI's taxonomy places the organism in Eukaryota, Metazoa, Chordata, Actinopteri, Cyprinodontiformes, Nothobranchiidae.